GCGACCUCGCCCGCCCGGCCCGGCCCCCGCCCCUCGCUCUGCCGCUCCGCCCCCGCGGGGCGUCCCGGGCCGCUGGUCCCCUCAGCGGCAGCCGCGCGCGGCCCGGGGUCGCCCAGAAACCAAGCAACAGCAGCCCUUGGAGAGAGGCUGUUUCUUGACUUGUCCAGUGACAAAGACCUGGAGGAAGUUAGCACUUCUGACUCACUCUGCCGACACCCUACCACCCAGCCCAAGACAGCCUAGGCUGGACAUUAGUGCCUCCUUUGUUCCUCUGUGAUCAUCCAGAUUAGCAUUUUACUGUUUAUUUUCAAGUCUCACAAACCCAGGCCCCAGAUCUUCAUAUUCUGGUUCUCAGCUGCUCUUAAAGGACAGUGACUUGUUACCACCACAGCAGCAGAGCCUACCAUCCCCAGCAGAUCUCCAGUCAGCCUCUGACAUCACUCCCCUCCCUUGUCUCCCUUUUUGACCUCCUAAAUGCCCAUCUCGUUGGCCUGGGUUCAGCUGGUGGUAUGGAGGGGUGCUGCCUAGCACUGACGGAGUGUGUGUGACCCAUUGACCCAAUGGACAUCAAAGGACAGUUUUGGAAUGAUGAUGAUUCGGAGGGAGAUAAUGAAUCAGAGGAAUUUCUCUAUGGAGUUCAGGGGAGCUGUGCAGCUGACCUAUAUCGACACCCACAGCUUGAUGCAGACAUUGAAGCCGUGAAGGAGAUCUACAGUGAGAACUCUGUAUCCGUCAGAGAAUAUGGAACUAUCGAUGACGUGGACAUUGACCUCCAUAUCAACAUCAGCUUCCUUGAUGAGGAAGUUUCUACAGCCUGGAAGGUCCUCCGGACAGAACCUAUUGUGUUGAGACUGAGAUUUUCUCUUUCUCAGUACCUUGAUGGACCAGAACCAUCAAUUGAGGUUUUCCAGCCAUCGAAUAAGGAAGGAUUUGGGCUGGGUCUUCAGUUGAAAAAGAUCCUGGGUAUGUUCACAUCCCAACAAUGGAAACAUCUCAGCAACGAUUUCUUGAAGACCCAGCAGGAGAAGAGGCACAGUUGGUUCAAGGCAACUGGGACCAUCAAGAAGUUCCGAGCUGGCCUCAGCAUCUUCUCACCCAUCCCCAAGUCUCCCAGUUUCCCUAUUAUACAGGACUCCAUGCUGAAAGGCAAACUUGCUGUACCAGAGCUUCGGGUUGGGCGCCUCAUGAACCGUUCCAUCUCCUGUACGAUGAAGAACCCCAAAGUGGAAGUGUUUGGCUACUCUCCCAGCCCCCAGGUCAGUGGUCACUGCAAGAACAUCCCCACUCUGGAAUAUGGAUUCCUUGUCCAGAUCAUGAAGUACGCAGAGCAGAGAGUCCCGACACUGAAUGAGUACUGUGUGGUGUGUGACGAGCAGCAUGUCUUCCAGAACGGCUCCAUGCUCAAGCCAGCCGUCUGUACUCGUGAACUGUGCGUUUUCUCCUUCUACACACUGGGAGUCAUGUCUGGAGCUGCAGAGGAGGUGGCCACUGGAGCAGAGGUGGUGGAUCUGCUGGUGGCCAUGUGUAGGGCAGCUUUGGAGUCCCCUAGAAAAAGCAUCAUCUUUGAGCCUUAUCCCUCUGUUGUGGACCCCACUGAUCCCAAGACUUUGGCCUUUAACCCUAAGAAGAAGAAUUAUGAACGACUUCAGAAAGCUCUGGAUAGUGUGAUGUCCAUCCGGGAGAUGACCCAGGGAUCAUACCUAGAAAUCAAGAAGCAGAUGGACAAGCUGGAUCCCCUGGCCCAUCCUCUCCUGCAGUGGAUCAUCUCUAGUAACAGGUCACACAUUGUCAAACUACCUCUCAGCAGGCAGCUGAAGUUCAUGCACACCUCACACCAGUUCCUCCUGCUGAGCAGCCCUCCUGCCAAGGAGGCCCGGUUCCGGACUGCCAAGAAGCUCUAUGGCAGCACUUUUGCCUUCCAUGGGUCCCACAUUGAGAACUGGCAUUCGAUCCUGCGCAAUGGGCUGGUGAAUGCAUCCUACACCAAACUGCAGCUGCAUGGAGCAGCCUAUGGCAAAGGCAUCUACCUGAGCCCCAUCUCCAGUAUUUCCUUUGGAUACUCAGGAAUGGGAAAAGGACAACACAGGAUGCCCUCCAAGGAUGAGCUGGUCCAGAGAUAUAACAGGAUGAAUACUAUCCCCCAGACCCGAUCCAUUCAGUCAAGGUUCCUGCAGAGUCGGAAUCUAAACUGUAUAGCACUUUGUGAAGUCAUUACAUCUAAAGACCUCCAGAAGCAUGGGAACAUCUGGGUGUGCCCUGUGUCCGACCAUGUCUGCACACGGUUCUUCUUUGUAUAUGAGGAUGGUCAGGUGGGCGAUGCCAACAUUAAUACUCAGGACCCCAAGAUACAGAAGGAAAUCAUGCGUGUGAUCGGAACUCAGGUUUAUACAAACUGAGGGGGCCCAGCCCUCGUACCACCCCUGUUCCCCCCAGGAUUCAUCUGCCCUUACUAAAGGGCUCAGGAACAGCUAGUGAUGCUGCCCUGAGGAACCAAGGGGCAGGAAAAGGAUAGAAGAGGCGGCCUUCAUAGUGGAGAUUGACCCAGGAACCACUCCACAUUUGGAUGGCUCAGACUGACCCCCUAUCCCUGAUAUUCCCAGUUGAUUUCACCCUGUUUGUAAAUAAAACAAUAAAAUGGAAGGUGCUGUGGACUGGAUAUGA
Eptesicus fuscus (big brown bat) is the source of this 2661-nucleotide messenger RNA. It is a transcript of the gene PARP6, whose product is annotated as poly(ADP-ribose) polymerase family member 6. The transcript has 24 exons. Bases 561 to 2396 code for a protein of 611 amino acids. Gene Ontology annotation, biological process: endoplasmic reticulum unfolded protein response. Gene Ontology annotation, molecular function: protein serine/threonine kinase activator activity; kinase binding; NAD+ poly-ADP-ribosyltransferase activity. NCBI's taxonomy places the organism in Eukaryota, Metazoa, Chordata, Mammalia, Chiroptera, Vespertilionidae. Gene Ontology annotation, cellular component: endoplasmic reticulum tubular network; intracellular anatomical structure; nuclear envelope. The record is from RefSeq and is a predicted model, not a curated record.